Molecule: messenger RNA, 804 nt
Organism: Venustampulla echinocandica
Lineage: Eukaryota; Fungi; Ascomycota; Leotiomycetes; Helotiales; Pleuroascaceae
Product: putative defective in cullin neddylation protein 1
Exons: 5
Coding region: 1-804 (267 amino acids)
Biological process (GO): positive regulation of ubiquitin-protein transferase activity; protein neddylation
Cellular component (GO): ubiquitin ligase complex
Molecular function (GO): ubiquitin conjugating enzyme binding; ubiquitin-like protein binding; cullin family protein binding
Source: RefSeq, a predicted model, not a curated record
AUGCCUCCCAUUACUGCGACCCAGCGAGUUCUAGUUAACCAGUUCAUGGCUGUUACUGGCGUACCGGAGAAGAUUGCGCAAAAGCUCUUAAAAGCUUCCGCCUGGAAGAUUGAUCAGGCUACUGACAGCUAUUUUGCUUCUAAUGGAGCUGCCCCCAAUGACAAAGGAAAAGAAAAUCUAGAGAAAUUAUUUGGGAGCUACAGAGAAACUGGUGAUGAAGCAGAGAUAGUUGGCGUGAAUGGCACGAUGAAGUAUCUCACGGACCUUGGAGUCGACCUCGAAAAUGCAAGCAUGCUAGUUCCCCUAGAGAUAAUACAGGCGCCAGCACUCGGUGAGAUAACCAAAGAAGGAUUUGUGAAGGGAUGGAAGGCGAUCCGCGCGGAUACCCUGGCGAAACAAAAGGCACACGUGGCUUCACAAAUAAAUCAACUUGCCAGCGAUAAUGCCCUCUUCAAGCGAGUUUAUAGGCAUGUCUUUGUGUGUGCUAGGGAUAAGGGACAAAAGGCUCUACCGCUGGAGAAUGCAAUCACAUAUUGGGAAAUUCUUUUUGCUCCUCCUGGCAAGACAUUAGCUACCUCUUCAACCAACUGGGCUGAGCUAUGGAUCGAGUUCUUGAACGCUAAAUGGACCAAGAGCGUCAACAAAGAUAUGUGGAAUCAAACAUUGGAGUUCUUACAGAAAGCUACAGAAGACGAAUUAUUGAGCUUCUGGAGCGAGGACGGGGCAUGGCCAGGGGUUAUUGACGACUUCGUCGGGUACGUGAAGACGAAACGAGGUGCUGGGGAACGUAUGGAAACAGACUAG